UGGCGGUGUAUGUGCCUUGUGCGUUACUAUCUUCUAGGGUUAUUGAUAUUUGUGUCUACCUUCUAUUUACCGAUUGUCGAUAUCCCGUUGUUAGCUCACUUAUUUCAGUCUGUUAUUGGUUGGGAGUUAUCGCACCGAUAAUCAAUAUGACAGUUGUUCGACGAGACAAUUUAAGUGACUGUACGCUGAAAGAAAAGCUGGACUUCUACUAUCGUGUUGUAAAAAAUCAAAUCCUCCGCUUUCAACAUCCUAUCAGUGGAUUAUUUCCUCUUAUGCCUAUGAACACUAAAUGUAGAUAUAGUCAUGUACGAGAUUCUGUGUACUGUGCCACAGUUGUAUGGGCUCUGCACCAGUGUUUUGCACGAAUCAACGAUGAUGAAGGACGUCAUUAUGAACUUGGUCAAAGUGCUGUCAAGUGUAUGCGUAGCAUUUUAAUGGGUUGGAUGCAACAAUCUGCGCGGUUGGAAUACUUUAAAAGAGUUCAAAACUUGGAUACUUGUCUGCACUCACGUCUUGAUUAUGAAACUGGUGAACCUAUUCAUGAUGAUCAUUAUAAGAACUUACAAAUGGACUGUAUUGGUCUGUAUGUAAUUCAGCUGGUUCAAAUGAUUCAUUCUGGACUUCAGAUUGUUUACACGAAAGACGAAGUAGCAUUUGUUCAAAAUCUUGUGUUCUAUUUGGAAAGAGCCUACCGUAUCCCAGAUUAUGGGAUGUGGGAACGUGGAACAAAGCAAAAUCGUAAUAUGACUGAAUUACAUGCUAGCUCUAUUUGUAUGGCGAAAGCUGCAUUGGAAUCGGUUGCUGGAUUCAAUAUUUAUGGUUAUGAAGGCGGACAUUCUUCUAUCCUUUUUAUGGAUGCUGAUGCCCACAGUCGUAAUAGAAUAAUUAUGACAAAUUUGUUACCUAGAGAAUCUGCAUCAAAGGGUACUGAUGCUUCACUUAUUCCUGCGCUAUGUUGGCCAGCUUAUGGUACAUGUUCAACUAGUACACGAUUGCCAGCUCUGGAACGCUGUGUAGAACGUCUAAAAGGUGUUUACGGCUUCAAACGGUUUACUCGAGAUGGUUAUGCUACUGUUUUAGAUACAGAUAGCGAAUAUCAACCGGGAGAAUUGAUGAAAUUUGUUGGAAUCGAGAGUGAAUGGCCAAUGUUUUUCGCGUACAUGAUUAUCGAAAAUUGUUUAAAUGGUGAUCGAGAGAAAGCAUUAGAAUAUGAUCAAUUAAUGCAACCACUUCUUGUUCAUCCUAUAUCGGAAUCAUAUCAUUGGCUCCCAAAAUUUUACUUUGUUCCCACUGAAGAAUUGGAAAAGGAACGUCGUUGCCGUGGCUCAGCAAUUCGUAAAAGCAGUUUCCGUUUAGUCGGUGAAUCUCGUUUUCUUUGGGGACAAUCAGUCUAUAUUAUAUCUCAGUUACUUAUUUCUGGAUGUCUUCUACCAAGUGAUUUGGAUCCAAUCGGUCGAAGACCAUCACAUCGUUUCUCUGGAAUGUCAUCUACUUUAGGUAACGAACUUUUAUUUUCUGGAAAAUCGAUGAAUGUGACAAUUCAAGUAGUUCUUAUCUCUGAAUCUGUGCGUUUACAACAAGUUUUAGCAACUUAUGGCAUUAUCACUCAAACACCUGUACAAGUUGAACCUAUUCAAAUUUGGUCUCCAGAUCAGCUUGUUCGUGUUGGCAAAUUUAUGGGUUGCAGUGAACGUCUAGGUUUAUCUGGUCGUCCUCCUCGACCUUAUGGACAAUUAGGUACCAGUAAAUUUUAUAGAAUAUCCGGUUUAACUGUUCUUUGUUAUCCAAUAUUAUUUGAAUCUCAAGAGUUUUAUCUACUUCAUGAUAUGCAAGUGGUUAUUGAUGAAGCUAAGACAGAUUUUCUAUUUUUGUCUAAUUGGUGGAGAUUGCGUGGACGUCCCACAUUUUGUUUUCUGAUGCGUGAAGAUAUGGUAAAGGUUCCGGGCUUCGAUAAGUUGCUUCGUUUCCUUGUCAGCAUGAAAAAUGGAACUGUUCAGGAAGCCCAUGUUGUUUUGGGACGUGCACAGAAAUUUGUUGCAAGUGGAUUUGUUGAACAUUUAGACUUUUUGCCGUAUUGGACUGCUAAAGGUGAAUAUUUCCGUAGAUUACAUCAAUUAGAUACUGGACGCUCAUAUCAAAGUUUAGAUAAUCUACCCAAAGCAGUGAAUAUACCGUCGAAAUCUUUAAAUCGGUUUCAAUCGCAUAUGUCUGACGAGGAAAUUAUUCGAAGUAUUCAUGCUAUAGAUAGAAAACCUUUACAAAAACUAACUGAUCAACAAGUAAUUGAACAAGCUAUUAAAUCAGGCGAUAAUCCAUUAAGUUUAGCUUAUCGAAUUGCUGCAUUACACGAAUUAUUAAAUCGACAUGGUUUGGAUCAUGGUUUUUCGACCGAUCAGCAUUUUCUCAUUGUACGUGAUUGCCUCACGGAAUUGUCACGAAAAGCCGGUAUUCAACAAGCAUGGUGUGUAGUACGUUUGUCUGCUGCUUUAUUAUCUCAGUUCGCUAGUAGUUUAGCUCCGUCAUUGUCAACUAUUCUCGUCUGUGGCAAACAGCUUACUGUUGGUAUUUCACAAAGCUCUGAAGUUGUUGUCAAUAAACCUUUAAAUCCAGAUGAAUUACAUGCUUUAUUACGUGAAGAAGUUUAUUCAUAUGAUCCUGUACAGUUUUCCUUACAACAAGAACUUAUCCUAUCUGUUAGUAGUUUAUUGACUACAAAUAAAGAGUUGUUUGAUGGAAUCAAAUUUAUACGCUUUGGUUGGUUAUUGGAGGCAAUGAAAUUAAAACUUGAACUAGAAAUAUGUUCAGAUGUUGGUGAAGAUUCCUAUCAUCAACAGGAACAACAACAUCAAGAUGGUGAAUUUUGCAAAUCUAGAUCCAUCUAUGAAUCUGUAUUAAAAUCAUUGGAAAAUUUAGAAAUCAAUCCACGUAGUCUAGGUGCAUGUCAUUUGUAUAGUUUGCCUCCAUGUCAAGUUAAAGAUUUAUUAAUACGUACAUUGAAAGCUGGUCAAGAGGGGAAAACUCAAUAUUUACUUAAUAAUUCUGUGAAUUGCACAGCAAAAUUUACCACUACUACAACUGGUCAUACUACUACACCUACUACUAGUAGUUUUAAUUCUGUUAAACCGACCGCAAAUAAUACUCGAGAAUUAUCAGUUAUCACUGAAUGUGGACCAACGAAUGUUUCGGAAUAUAUUCACCGGGCUCGUCGUACUCGUUUGCGUCGCAAUAUUCAUCAUGAUAAACGUUCUCGUAAUUCAAGUGCAUUUUCGUCUACAGAACUUUUAGACAUACCAAAAGCAUUGUUUCAACGUCAAUUGGAUGGGUGUUUAGGCGUAGUACCUUCAACAUUUUAUCAAGAUGUUUAUUUUAUUCUUGAACGAUCUCCUCAUGGUAUAUUGAUUUAUGGUAAACUUCUUCCACAGAAACCUAUUUUAACUGAUAUGACGGCGUAUGAUCUCAAUUUUGUUGAUGAAGUUGAAUGUCUUCUAAGACCAAUAUGUGAUCCCGCUUAUCGUUCAUUGGUUGUAGAGACAAUGAUGGUCAUCGCAGUUAUAUUACAAAGAAACACUGAGUUAUCAUUUAAUGAGGUGGUCGAUAUUAAACUCAUUAUUGUAGAUGCAAUAAACGCUUUUAAGUGUGAUCGUUAUCCUAACAUGUAAGCUAUCCUUCAUUCCUUUGUUUAAAUGUUUUAUUCAAUGUGCAGUUUCUAACAUUUUUAAAAGUUAGUCUGAAUUGAUUACAGAGGAAAAAGUGUUCUUAACAAAUAAUUCAAUAGUAAAAUGUAAUAGUGAAUCAUGGUUUAAAAUAUUUCACUAGCUUAUCCUAAGGAAUAUUUAUUUUUCAUUGUUUCUAUGACACGUCAAUUGUUUAACGACUUAUGUAUUUACGAUACAUCAUGCAACUUAAAAUAUCUUGAUUUUCUAUGCUAACAUUUAUUGGAACUAAGUUUUAAAAGACCCGAAUGUGUAAUGUUGAAAUGACUUGAAUUUCAAUAUCUGAAAUUAUUUCGAAUAUUAUUUUUGCAUAUAAUGCGUAAGUUAAUAUUUCGUAUGUAAUAGAAAUUUUAAUUUGAUUACUACACUGUCCUUUAACAAUACAUAUGUUAAAGAAAAUCUCUAGUUAGAAUGCUGAUAACUUUAUCUUUAGUCUAUCUGUAUUUCAGACAGUAUUAGAACACGGGGAAUCGAACGACAAUUGAUAGAUAAUGGUGUUGUUUUAUCAAUCAGUAAAUUGCAAUAAAAAUAGUUACAAUGAAGUCAUUCAGUCCUUCUUAUGUGAUGAGGAUAUUUAAAAGCAGAGUUCAGUUAGUUUUAUAAGUUAUUUUAUUACUUCUUCUAGCUGUCAGUUAGGUUUAUUUUACCAAUGUGAUUUGUCUUAGUAUUUUUUUGAGUCAACAAAAUCACUCAUUCAUUUAUAAAUUACGUAGAACCUACCGUAAAAUCUGCUCUCUUGAAAUUUGCAAAUUAUUUCAACACAAUGAGAUGAUUAACAAGAUGCUCAGCGAAGAAGUUGAAGUAAAAAUAAUGUGUGUGAUUGAAAGACAAAACAUAAAGAAUAUGGUUUACAUUUAUCUACAUGGAUUGGCAAAACAGUCUGUUUGAUAACAGAUAUGAACGGGUCUUUUACUGAUUAAUUUUUUGUCUAAUCCCUAUAGGUAGAAAGUGAUAAUCUCUAAAAUUAACUGUUCUUCACUUGAUUCAAGGUUUUUUAAUUUAAUUUUGGAAAUUAUAGGAAAUAUGAAUCAUUUUAUGGCUUUAAAUUUGUGAUAAGCAAACAUUGUCCACACCUCCAUAAUUUUUGUUCUAUUGUAUAAUCCGACCUAUACUGUGAAACAUUGGUAGCUCGGUUGGUAUAUUUCAAUUCUAUAAAACAUCCUACGCACUUCAAAUAAUCUCACUAUUACAUCUCUGACUCAGACUCAAUGAAAUGAGUUUUGAUCUUGUGAAGAGUAAUAUUUCCCUCGUAAAAUUACAGAUACGUCUUCUUGAUGAGUGCCAGUUAAUUUGACAUCAAAGCUUUUAGUCAGUCAAAAACGCAAAAAAUAUUUUGUGUUUAUUCACUAUCAUAUUUUUAUGGCUAGUCGCCAAUUAUUAUGUCGGAAUUGCUUAUUACUUAUACUUGUAAAAUGAGGAACCACUGCAAUCAAAAACACCAAGACUUGUACAAAUGGGGAUUCAUUAAACUCAAAAUACGACGACCCUAGUCGAAAAUACACUCAUUAUAUAUUGAUUGCACAACCAUUUCGACCAGUAAUUAGAAUAGAUUAAACUUAUGAAAAAUACUCAAAGUUGUAACAAGCCACAUGCUGCAUAUCAUGCUGAACAUAGUUUGUCUUAAUUUAACACAAGAAAUAUUGUAUCUUGAAUAAACAUCACACUUAAAUAAUUUAAUGUUAUAACGAAUAAAAUAUAACACUGAAAAGCAAAACAAAUACUACCCUGAGUAAUCACCAUAUUAAAUUAAAGAAAGCUGAAGUAAUGUUGAACAAUAAAUCACAAUAAGUAAAAAGAUGUAAUUUUACUUAUUAAUUCCAUCAUAUCACAUAUGUUUAUUGUUCUGUACAAUUUAAAUGUUUCUUGUCUUUAUUGAUUCACCUUGAUUGCAUACGUGUGUUUGUUUGUUGUUUUAGGUAGUUAACGGUUUUAGUCAUCGAUUGUUUAUCGUUUUUAAACACAGUAGAAGGAAUAGAGUCUUACGUUGUCAAAUUAUAAAAUAAGCAUGUAAAAUAUCGUUACUUUCACACGGUAUUUUUUUAACGGUUUCCAUGAGAUCCAACUGUUUUGAGCAGGUAGAAUUUUAAUAAAUCGAUUCAUAUUGGGAAUCUUAUGUAAUAUUUUUGUCUGAUAGGCAUCAACAGAUAACAGUUUUUUGAUUUAUUGCCUUUCAAUGUUAAGAUACUAUUUUCUCAGUUGUGCAGUUCAUUUCUAUUUCUCUCAUAUUUUAUUUAGGUCUACUGACAACAUCCUUCCUCAUGUGGAGAGACGUAUGUCAUGGUCUGGACCAGAUAUACUGUCUUCCUCCGAACUGCCCAUUUAUCUGGAAUUUGCAUCAACUCCAGCGAAUGCCACCAUGGGAACUACUUCUUAUAUCGCUAAGUCCGUGAUUGAUAGACUAUUAAAGGGGCAUAUAGAUCUUACUAAUGUUACUAAAGAUGCUUGUUGUGCAAUGUGAUCUAUUAUGUCAAUUCUAAGAGAAAAAUUAAUCUUAUGAUAUGUUUAUAGCAUUUUACUUACUGUAAUUCACCAUAGAUUUCCCCUUCACAGGUAUUUGUGAAACAUUCUUUUAAUAUUUAAACAUCCUUAUAGUGUGGCCACUAUUAGUUUUAUUAUUUUCAUUUUUUUGCUUGUUCCUCUCCUCAGUUACUUACAUGUUUUAUAGUUGUACCUUAUGAAUUGUCAUGAUUUCAUCUAUAAAUUACAUUUCACUGG
This is a messenger RNA of Schistosoma rodhaini, 6428 nucleotides long. NCBI's taxonomy places the organism in Eukaryota, Metazoa, Platyhelminthes, Trematoda, Strigeidida, Schistosomatidae. The record is from the annotation of a GenBank genome assembly.